Molecule: messenger RNA, 2429 nt
Organism: Neltuma alba
Lineage: Eukaryota; Viridiplantae; Streptophyta; Magnoliopsida; Fabales; Fabaceae
Product: basic leucine zipper 61
Exons: 4
Coding region: 498-1505 (335 amino acids)
Biological process (GO): positive regulation of DNA-templated transcription
Cellular component (GO): nucleus
Molecular function (GO): DNA-binding transcription factor activity; DNA binding
Source: RefSeq, a predicted model, not a curated record
UAUAUCCAAUUUUUUCUUCUCAGAGAUACAUACAAACACUCUCAUAGUCGCUUGUAUUUUAUAUGUGUCACCUUUGUAUUUAUAACUCUGUCCUUCCUUCCUUCUCCUGUCAUUUUUUUGUUAUAAUCUCGUUUCAGAGAUAAAUCCCUAAAGAUUUAUUGGGAUUUUAAAGAAUUCAUUAAUUAAUGUGUGUGUGUCUCUCAAUGCAUAUUUAAAUAAAUAUGAGAAAGGUGCAAGCUUGAAUGGUUGUGUUGCUGUUUCUUCUCCCUCUCUUGUUCGUGGCUUUCUUCCUCCUUUUAUUCAUUUCCUUUAAGUUCCUGCUACAGGCUGAUCAUUCGGUUGGUUUAGGAUCAUUUCUUUUUAUCUCAUUGGCUCGAGCUGUGUGUCCUUGCAUGCAAAUUGCAAAUUUGAGAAUUUGUUGAGCAGAUUGUUUCUGGGUGUCUCUGCAAAAAAUUUGGCACACGUUUUGUGUUUGGUUUCAGUUCUGUGUAAUUAUCAUGGCGCAAUUGCCUCCCAAGAUCCCAAACAUGGCGCCCAAUUGGCCUGACUUUUCUUCUCAUCAGAAGAUGCCUUCCCUUGCAAGUUUGUCGCCAAAUAAUGUGGCUGCCGCCAACGCUGCUACCACCACCGCCCAUCAGAAUCCUUCUUGGGUGGAUGAAUUCCUCGACUUCUCGGCGGCCCGACGAGGGGCUCACCGGCGAUCCGUGAGCGACUCCAUUGCCUUCAUUGAGGCGCCAAUGCUGGACGAUUCUCGUGGUAACUCCGGCGUGAUUCCUCCGAGGCCUGGGGGUGACAAUGAGUUCGAUAGAUUUGAUGAUGACCAAUUCAUGUCUAUGUUCACCGACGAUUUAUCUGGAGCUCCCAUGCCCCCCACCAUGUCGUCCUCCAAUCCUUCAAGCCCUUCUGAUCAUAACAGCAUUAAUGAUGAGAAAGAAACCGGCCAAAACCAGAACCAACCGAAGGAGGAGAAGGAGAAGGAGCAUGAGCAGCAGAAACAAGUGAAGAAUGAAUCAGAUGAGGUUGAAAGCCAAAGCGAACAGGAAACUCAACCUCCAAAUAACACCAAUACAGCUUCUUCGACAGACAAAAUUACUGACCCUAAGAGAGUGAAAAGAAUCCUGGCAAACAGACAAUCUGCACAAAGGUCACGAGUGAGGAAGCUGCAAUACAUAUCGGAGCUUGAACGAAGUGUAACUUCAUUACAGGCCGAAGUUUCAGUGCUAUCUCCAAGAGUUGCGUUUUUAGAUCAUCAACGAUUGCUUCUAAAUGUUGACAACAGUGCGCUGAAGCAAAGAAUCGCCGCCCUUGCCCAGGACAAGAUCUUUAAGGAUGCUCAUCAAGAGGCUCUAAAGAGGGAGAUAGAGAGAUUGAGGCAAGUAUAUCACCAUCAGAAUCUCAAGAAAAUGGAAAAUCCUGCAGGGCCACCAUCACCAUCCUCAUCUCCAACACCGAACACAGAAUGUGGUGGUGCUAAGACAGAAAAGGAACAAUUUCUCAGUGUCUGAAACCUCUCCCUAGGAGACUCUCCUAAAGUAUGGUCAAGUAGCUAGCUAGUUUUUAUAUUUCAUGGAGUGAUAAUUCCUUUCAUUAUUGGAUAAAAGAAGAUUGCAGAGUUUAGGAUGGGAUGGGAGGAAGAAAAGAAUCAGAGAAAUAAGGGGAAAACACUACUUUCUUCUGAGCCUGUAAGGUAUUGAAUGGUUAUGGUACCACUGAUGGGUCAGUGAUGGUGGGAAAUUUUUACUAAGCCAACACGAAGAAAAAUAUAUACACUGAGAGGGGCAUCACAUUGUAAGUGGGGAGGCCAUUGGUACGCUCCUGCAAUCAACUGUGCUGUCACGUGAUGUGCUUCCUUUAAAGAAGGGGACCACCCAAAGUUUGCAUGAUUGGUGUGCAGGGAAACACAUGUGCACCAGUGGCAAUCUAAAGAGGGUGGAUGAGACAGUUGUGUCUGCUUUAACUAAAUAGUCUGAAGAUAUAAUGAGAUCAUUCUUUCAGUUUUUUUAUUACUGUCUUUGAUUCUUUUCUUUCCUUUUUUCUCUUCAGUUUGGUGUUUUUUUUUGGGGGGGGGGGGGUGAACAAUGUAUUGUUGUUAAGUCAAGCUGGAAAGCAAACACUGGUGGGGCUGAGUUGGAAUAGAUGAAGGGAAGGAAGACAUGUGAGUGGAGUGAAGGGUCCUCUGGGUUUUGUUGUAUUUUUUGUUGUCUUUCUCUUAUGGGGAGGUCUUCAAAACCUAGACACAAAUGGGGGGAAUGGGACAAGGUUGCUUUGUAAAGAUUAAGCUCUAAUUAAUCUUAAAGAUUGAAGUUAUUAUGUGAAUUGGUAGCUCACGGGGAGCUUUGAUAUGUAAUCUGUUACUGCUGUAUUUUAAUGUAAUCAUCCUUGUUUGAAAAUUUUAAUUGAAAAAAAAUGUAAAUAGUGCCAUUUGUGGC